Salvia hispanica is the source of this 1203-nucleotide messenger RNA. Its product is annotated as putative WRKY transcription factor 65. The record is from RefSeq and is a predicted model, not a curated record. Gene Ontology annotation, molecular function: DNA-binding transcription factor activity; transcription cis-regulatory region binding. Gene Ontology annotation, biological process: regulation of DNA-templated transcription. NCBI's taxonomy places the organism in Eukaryota, Viridiplantae, Streptophyta, Magnoliopsida, Lamiales, Lamiaceae. Gene Ontology annotation, cellular component: nucleus.
GAUCUGUCACCAUUUUAAAACCCACCACCCUCUCUUCCUCCAUUUUCUUGCUCUCAUCAAUCUCUUUUUUUUUUCUCUCUCUCUCACAGCCAUUCCGCCAUGGACACCGGCUUCAACCGACACCGCCACCGUUCCGUUAACGACCUCGACGACUCCGAGAACUCCAACAGCGGAGGAGAUUCGCCGCGCUCCUCCGCCGUCUCCACUGAGACCAAGAUCGCCUCCACAUCAUCUCCCAAAAGAAGCAGGAGAGCCAUACAGAAAAGAGUGGUGUCAGUGCCAAUCAAGUCCGUUGGAUUAAAGCAGAAGGGCGAUCAAAUCGGCGCACCACCGUCCGAUUCAUGGGCGUGGCGUAAGUACGGCCAAAAGCCGAUCAAAGGCUCCCCGUAUCCGAGAGGUUAUUAUCGGUGCAGUAGCUCGAAAGGAUGUCCGGCAAGAAAACAAGUGGAGAGAAGCCGAUUGGAUCCGAAAAUGCUACUCGUAACGUAUUAUUGCGAGCACAACCACAAUUGGCCGGUUUCCAAAGCCAAAACCGCCGCGAAAACUCCGUUAUCGGAAGAUGAAGAUGAAGACGACGAAGACGAAGACGAGGAAGAAGAAGUAGAGAAGAAACACCGGAUCGAUCUAUCCGAUCAAUCUCGUCACGACGAAGUUGCGGCGGCGGAGGAUAGCAAAUUCGGCGGCGGCGGAGAAGGGAUGUCGAUUCAAAAUGGCGAAUUCGGAUGGUUUACGGAUUUCGAUUGCGGAAAUUGGAUUUUGGAGAGUCCUAUGCUGGCGGAGGAGAGGAUCAGCGCCGACAGCGAGAUGGCGAUGAUUUUCACGAUGCGGGAGGAGGAUGAGUCGCUGUUCGCGGAUCUCGGCGAGCUGCCGGAGUGCUCCACCGUGUUCCGCCGUGGGAUGGUGGAGAGGGAGGCGGAGCGGAGGCGGUCGGAAUUGGCAGCCGCCGCAUGCCCUUGAUCCGGAUUAGGAUUUAGAUUUUUUAUUUAAUUAAUUAAAGAAAUGUUAUGAGAUAAAGUUUUUUUUGUGUUUAAUGUAAUUUUUACUGUUUGUCAACACUUAACAGCGUAGUGGUUAGAAAAAUAAAAGAAGAAGGUUGGUGUUAAAAAUUUAAUCUCCUUGUAAUUAACACUUUUUGUCGUUUAUGUUAUGUUCAUUCCACAUUGUUAUUUCAGAAAUUCAAUUGUAAUGGUAAUUUGCCGUAAA